Fomitopsis serialis is the source of this 1512-nucleotide messenger RNA. RefSeq lists its product as uncharacterized. The record is from RefSeq and is a predicted model, not a curated record. Gene Ontology annotation, molecular function: protein binding. The transcript has 3 exons. NCBI's taxonomy places the organism in Eukaryota, Fungi, Basidiomycota, Agaricomycetes, Polyporales, Fomitopsidaceae. The coding region runs from base 1 to 1512 and encodes 503 amino acids.
AUGUCAUCUCCACAGCCUGAGCUGCAAUCGCGUGUCGCCGACAUCGACGAACUUGCAUCCGAUAUCAACCGGAUGGUUUCUGCCUUCUUACAAACAAGCAGUCGUGGCCCUCCUCGGUUCGGGGUGACACCACUCGACCAUGUCGCUGCCCGACUCAACGACACGAUCGUUCACGUUUCCCUUCUGCAUAAUCAAUCAUCUCACAUCAACCAGCUGCCCGUCGAGAUCCUUCGGGCUAUCUUCAUGCACCUCAUCCCCGACCAUCUAGACCGCUCGCACGCACCGCGGCCGAACGUCACUAUGUGCGCCGUCCAAAGGGUCUGCCGAUGGUGGAGAGCUGUCAUCUUCGAGGACCCUAGUUUCUGGUCGAAUAUCGAAGUCCGGGGCAAGCUCACUCCCUCGGCCUUUCAAACGCUAAUUGGGCGCAGGCAAGCGCCUCAGCUCCGCGAUCUAUGCUGCAUCGGCAAUCCUCUUCACGCCACCAACAAGUUCCAGAACCUUACCCGUCUGUUCCUGUGGAUGGCCUAUCCCGACGUCCCUGUAGUUAGCUCCGCAACGCUCGACUUUUUGGAGGGCUCUCCCAGCCUUGAAGAGCUGGCUUUGCAUCAUACUGGACCGCAUUUCGUGGAGGAUCUACACACCUUCGCCGACCGACGUGUGUCGAUGCCACGGCUCAAGAAGAUCACUCUGCUGCAAUCCUGUUUUGAGAACACGGCGCAACUCUUCCGCAAUAUCGUCCCAGCUCAACACGCAGUGAUCCAAGUCGACCAGAACUGGGCACAUAUCUUGCCCCACAUCUUCCUCCGCAUAUUCACGAAGGACGCUGGUUUUCUGCAGAACGUCACCAACGUGACUGACCUCUCCGUCUGGGCUGGCAGUCAACUGUGUUUCAAAUGCGUCUCGGCCACGGGAUCACUCACAUUCAACCUCGAGUUGAAGGAGAAGAAAGAGAAGAAACCGGUCUUGCCUGACGGCCGCCGCAUCCCGCACUGGCACCAUCACCUCUCCGUACCUUUUAUAGAGAUGCUGCCACGAACAUUCAACUUGGAGCACGUCGACACUUUCAAGAUCGACGCCGACGUAUGUGCAGGGUUGCCGUCGCUAACGGUUCUAGCUCUCUUCCAUUCUAUGCCCGCCGUCCAGUCGUGCGCGAUUCGGCUCCAUUCGCACCUUCCGUUGAAGUCCUGGAGCAAGACUCUGUCGAAGAAGUCCGUUACGUUCCCUGCCUUGGCGUCCCUCGAGUACGUCGGCACCUUCCCCGAGACCGAGCGACUCAAGCUCUUCGAUGUGGCCAUCCGCCGAGCGCGACGUGGCUCCCCAUUGCGCGAGCUCAAGUUGACUAACAUCCCUGCCCAAUGGGCGGAUCUUAGCGAAUGCACUCGCGUUGAUGUAGAAUCCGUCAAGGUCGGUAGUCACCGCCUUCUGGACUUCGUCGAUUCUGUACAGGUGAGAGCUGCUGAAGAGUCCCCCAUGGCGCCACCGAUGUUCACGCACUGGGACGGUAACAUCUGA